This is a messenger RNA of Penicillium concentricum, 414 nucleotides long. Its product is annotated as actin-binding ADF family protein. The coding region runs from base 1 to 414 and encodes 137 amino acids. The transcript is spliced from 5 exons. NCBI's taxonomy places the organism in Eukaryota, Fungi, Ascomycota, Eurotiomycetes, Eurotiales, Aspergillaceae. Gene Ontology annotation, cellular component: actin cytoskeleton; cytoplasm; actin cortical patch. Gene Ontology annotation, biological process: actin filament severing; cell motility; actin filament depolymerization. The record is from RefSeq and is a predicted model, not a curated record. Gene Ontology annotation, molecular function: actin filament binding.
AUGUCGCUCGCAUCCGGUGUCCAGAUUCAUGAUGACUGCAUCACUACCUUCCAAGACUUCAGCCGGAGCCACGGCAAGACCAAGUACAUCAUCUACAAGAUCGCCGAUGACAAGAAGUCGGUUGUCGUAGACUCAGUUGGCAAGGACCAGGACUACGAGGUCUUCCGCAACGAGCUCGCCGAUGCCAAGGACAGCCAGGGCCGCGCCUCCCCCGCUACGCCGUCUACGAUAAGCAAGAUUAUCUUCAUCUCCUGGGUGCCUAGCGAGACCCCCACUCUCUGGUCCAUGAUCUACGCCAGCACCCGCGAGGUUCUCAAGAACGCCCUCAACGUCGUCACUUCCAUCCACGCCGAUGACAAGUCCGAUAUCGAGUGGAAGACAGUCCUGAAGGAGGCCAGCGGUGGCAAGGCAUAG